AUGACUUCAUUAGCUACCCUCAUCUACUAUCCUCGUUCCAUUGGAUUACUCUCAACUGGUCUUUUUUCUGGGAUGACUGCAGGAGUUUUAACAAUAAGCGUGCCCGCUAUCAAGGCAAGUAAAGACCCUUUACCGGCCUUUGUCACAACCUAUAAACAAGGCGCAAAAUUUGCCAUGGUGACUAUUUUGACAGCCACCGCUUCUAAUGGAUACUGUUACUACAAGACAAAGAAUAACAAAUACCUCUAUGCCGCACUAUUGGCUUUCUUUAGUGCACCUUGGACCGCGUUCGUCAUAGCUCCUGUCAACAAUCAAUUAUUUGCUCUUCAAAAGGAUAGUACAUAUGAUGUUAAUCAAGUGAAUCAGUUUGUUGAUAAAUGGGCAGUGUUGCACUCUGCUAGAGCUAUUGCUGGAGCUGCUGCUUUCCUUGUUAGUGUCGUGAUGUAA
Molecule: messenger RNA, 447 nt
Organism: Rhizopus microsporus ATCC 52813
Lineage: Eukaryota; Fungi; Mucoromycota; Mucoromycetes; Mucorales; Rhizopodaceae
Exons: 1
Coding region: 1-447 (148 amino acids)
Source: RefSeq, a predicted model, not a curated record